AUGGCUGCCUUCGGCUUAACGGUCAUCCGGCAUGGAGAAACAAGAUACAACAAAGAGAAGAUAAUGCAAGGUCAGGGUGUGGACGAGCCUCUGUCAGACACUGGGUUCAAGCAAGCCAAUGCAGCUGGGAUGUAUCUCCGUCAUGUCAGAUUUACUCAUGUCUUCACCAGUGAUCUGCUUCGGGCAAGGCAGACCACAGCCUCCAUCCUGAGAAAUAGCCAGCACUGCAAAGACAUUCCUGUAAAAUGCGACGCCCGCCUUCGAGAACGAAAUUACGGAGUGGCGGAAGGAAGGCCAGUCGGUGAUCUUAAGGCCAUGGCCAAAGAAGCCGGGCAGCCAUAUCUCUCUUUUACCGCUCCUGGAGGAGAAACCCUGGAUGAAGUCAAAGCCCGGGCCAAGGAUUUCUUUGAACACAUUUGCCACCUGGUGGCCCAAGAGGCCUGUCUGGAAAACCAACUUGCCCCGAGGGCAGAAUUCAACGCAGAAACGGCGGAAGGAACCUCCGCCCCUUCGUUGCCAAACCGCCGGGCUGGGCUGGCCCGCGAUGCCAAUUCCGAAGGAGCCGCAGGAGGGCUGGCAGCCAACAUCCUGGUUGUGAGUCAUGGGGCCUACAUGAGGAACUGGCUCGGCUACUUCGUUUCAGAGCUGCGGUGCACCUUGCCCGCCACGUUGACAAAGGCUGAAUUGUCUUCGCUGACUCCCAAUACGGGGAUUAGCCGCUUCCUUGUCAAACUGGAAGUGAGAGAGGAGGGCCUUCAGCCCAAAAUCCACUGCCUCUUUCUCAACCAAAGGGAUCACUUGCACGCCCUAAGUGACAGCUGAGAGCAUGCAGCCCGAAAACUUAACAUGGGCAGGAAUUAUUUGUUCCCCCGUGGCCUCGUAAUCAUCUUUUCAGUCG
Molecule: messenger RNA, 898 nt
Organism: Protobothrops mucrosquamatus (brown spotted pit viper)
Lineage: Eukaryota; Metazoa; Chordata; Lepidosauria; Squamata; Viperidae
Gene: TIGAR
Product: TP53 induced glycolysis regulatory phosphatase
Exons: 6
Coding region: 1-822 (273 amino acids)
Biological process (GO): fructose 1,6-bisphosphate metabolic process; regulation of pentose-phosphate shunt; fructose 2,6-bisphosphate metabolic process
Cellular component (GO): cytosol
Molecular function (GO): fructose-2,6-bisphosphate 2-phosphatase activity
Source: RefSeq, a predicted model, not a curated record